Durio zibethinus is the source of this 1576-nucleotide messenger RNA. RefSeq lists its product as uncharacterized. The record is from RefSeq and is a predicted model, not a curated record. Lineage: Eukaryota; Viridiplantae; Streptophyta; Magnoliopsida; Malvales; Malvaceae. Gene Ontology annotation, molecular function: protein binding.
CUCCUUUGUAGAACUCCGUUCUUCGUCUUGUCCGAAAGGGGAAAAAAGUCGAGUGUUAUGAUUUGGGACAAGCACUUUAUCUUAUUUUUUCUACACUCGUCUUAUUGAACAUUGCGGGUCCCCCUAAUCUACGGCUGUAAAAACACAUCUGCCUACAUGCUGAUUGUUGAUUAGGAAAUUUAAGAAUGUUAUAUUAUGAUGAUCGGCUGUGAUUACACAAUUAAGGGUAAUAAAUAGUAAAGAGCAAGAGUGAAACGGUGAGUUUAGAAGUGAGUUUUUUAUUAGGUUUUGUGGAGCUGGAGAAGUGUACAUGCAAACUGUGAGCUUCGACCAACUCCGAGAGGAAAAGCAGAAACAAAUCCACAAGCAAAAAGCAUAAGCAAUUAUUAUCCCAAAUUCACUACCAUGACUGACCAUGUGCAGGAGCAGGAGAUGGAAAUUGAAGCGCUGGAAGCAAUACUUAUGGAUGAAUUCAAAGAAAUUCACUCUGGUGAGAGUGGGCUAAGCACUUCGAAUAGGUGCUUCCAAAUAACAUUAUCUCCUCAGGAUGAUGACACAGAUCAGUCAACCAGCACACCAGUUCAGCUGGCUUUGGUUUUCUCACAUACAGAAAAAUAUCCUGAUGAGUCUCCACUUCUGAAUGUAAAAAGUAUACGGGGAAUACAAACCAAUGACCUUAAAGUUUUGAAGGAAAAGCUGGAACAGGAGGCAUCUGAAAAUCUUGGUAUGGCUAUGAUUUACACUUUGGUUACAUCAGCCAAGGAAUGGCUAUCUGAAAGAUAUGGCCAAGAUGCUGAUGCUAACAAUGCUGAGGAAGAAGAGGCAACAAAAGAUGAGGUAAUUGUACCACACGGAGAACCUGUUACUGUUGAUACAUUUUUGGCAUGGAGAGAAAGGUUUGAGGCAGAGUUGGCACUAGAGCGAGCCAAGCUAAUGCCAGAGUCUGCUUUUAUGGCAACCAAAGAGAAGAAGCUCACAGGCAGGCAGUGGUUUGAAAGUGGAAGAGCUACUGCGAAAGGUGCAGCUCCAGUCAGUGAAGAAUCUGAUGUGGAAGACGAGGAAGAUAUUGAUUUUGAUGAUGAUGAUUUUGAAGAUGAUGAAGAAGAUAUGCUUGAGCACUAUCUGGCUGAGAAGUCUGAUUCAUCCUCCCACUCUUCAAAGAGAACUGCUUAAAAGAAAUUCUCGUGAUUUGACAUUUAAAUAUUUUUGAUGCAGCAUCUCCAGGUACUGGAAGUUUAACAUUUCUCCCAAUAUUCAUUUACUAUGUAUUUUGGCACACUUUAUCUCUGGACACUUGAGAGCAAGUGGGAGCCAUGGUUUCAUGUUUAGAAACGUCCUCGCAUUUAAGUAUGGCAGCAAGGAUGGAACUGAUUGAAGGAAAAUAACUUCUUUUGUAACAUUGAGUUUUUGUUUUAAAGCACCAUCUCUAAUGUAAAAUUCGCCAAAUUUUGCCUAGUAUUCAAAGAUCAAAACAAUUUUCAUGCCUUUUAGUGGUCAUGAACUUGUAUUUUUCUGUGGUAUUUUAAGCCAUAAGGUAUUAAGUUGCAUCUUUGAUUUUUGUUCAGCAAACUAUAUG